Molecule: messenger RNA, 1278 nt
Organism: Marasmius oreades (fairy-ring Marasmius)
Lineage: Eukaryota; Fungi; Basidiomycota; Agaricomycetes; Agaricales; Marasmiaceae
Exons: 6
Coding region: 433-1155 (240 amino acids)
Source: RefSeq, a predicted model, not a curated record
AGGUUGUCUUUUCGCGGUGAACUCCCACCUGUUCUUACUUCUCUUUUUCUUUGCUGCUCGUCAACGCUAGACUCCCUAUAAUGAAUGCCGGUUUCUUGUCUGUUACUUCUAAUGGUCACAACCUUCCGAAUGGCUUGCAAUCCCAUGAAGAUCCCACAUCGCCUUCUGGUUCAUUUACACACAAUACGCGUAGCGAGUACGGUUCAGCUCACCCUUCAUCUCAAGGCCGCGACCCCACCUUCGAUCAAAAAGUAGUCAACCAUUUAUAUGAGUCGGGCUUCCAACGAGGUGUGAGUAUUUUCUCGGGAUCAUUACUCCAUUCUGUUUGAUAAAACUGUUCAGGAAUACGCCGACACUAUUCUUCACGUACACCAAACCGUUUAUCGACUACAUGCCCUAGUACUAUCCCGCUCACCCUUCUUUGUGCAACUCAUGUCUACUUCGCCUCAAGUUGUCGCACCGCUUGCCCCUCGUACCAUAUAUGUCUCGAUAGAACAUGAACCGGAGAUAACGCAAGAGGGAUUUGCCAUAGCUUUGGGUUAUCUCUAUUCAUCAUUAUCACUAAAUCUAAUACGCCCCGACAACGCGCGCUCCGUCCUUGCAGCAGGUUGUUUACUCGGGGGUAUGGAUAAUCUAUGCGAGUAUGCCUAUGAAACCUGCAGGCGCUCUAUAUCUGUUGAUACGAUUGAAACUUGGCUUGAUUUCACUGAGUCGUUGACCUUUUCAUUUUCAUCCUCAAAUGGAGAUUCGCCCGACAUAUCUCCUGUCAGGAUUUUCGGCCACUACGCUCAACGUCUCCGAGAUGAUAUCUUCCACUUCCUGGUAGUUACCCUUCCAGAAGCUCUGGAAGUGUCGUCCGACGGGACUUUGCUUCAGAAGUCGGGCAGGCGUGAGGUAUUACUCCAGAUCUUUUCGAGGGUUCCAUUCGAACUAUUUAAGGAGGCAGUCGAAUCACCCAAGUUCCAGAUUGGUUCUGACCAGUCGCGUUUCAAAUUCGCAAAAGACGCUAUUGAAAUUAGGAAGCGAGGAAUCACUCGUGGUCCUGGGUGUGAAGAGACUGUGGUUCUUGCGUUCGGAGGUGGCCACUGUGGAGGAAGCGCAGUUCACAUCACGAGGAAAAUGCGUAAGCGACAGUUGUGGAAGGUUAACUCAUAGGAUGUAUGUACCACUAUUGACGAUGUGUAGUUUGCUUAUUCGACGCAGGAACCUGAGCCCAUCUUCUCAUCCCGGGUUUCUCAUCAGAUUUCUGACCGCAAUAGCCCCAUGAAUAUGUACCUU